AUGCACGGACAAGUUCCAUUCGUCCACAAAAAGUCCAAAACAGGCUGCAAAACUUGCAAAAUCCGCCGGGUCAAAUGUGACGAAGGCCGACCAGCUUGCCGACGCUGUGUAUCAACCAGCCGAGUCUGCGACGGCUAUGGUAUUUGGGGAGGAGGUGGUACUCCAUACGGGCAGCCACAGAGCAACCAGGCUCUAUCAGUCUAUUGUACGCCGGUUCCAGCCGGCAACCUCAGCCACGAGGAACAGCUGUGCUUCGACUGGCUGAUCAAACGAACUGCAAGGAAGUUCGCUGGUUUAUUUCCGUCCGACUUCUGGGAGUCCUUAAUUUUCCAAGCUAGCGCACAGGAACCCGCCGUGCGCCAUGCUGUCAUUGCCUUGGCGUCUGCGCAUCGGCUCCAGCAGCAAUACGUCACCGGGCUAAAUAAAUAUGAUGUGGAGCGUUUCACUCUGCUGCAAUAUAACAAGGCAAUUCAACAUCUACGCACCAAUACAACCAACGAUAGCUAUUCCCUCCGGGUAGCGCUGAUUACAUGCAUGCUCUUUAUCACUCUAGAAUACAUGCGCGGGCAGUAUCAGAUGGGAUGUGCACAUCUCCAAUAUGGCAUGAAGCUUCUCUCCGAUAUAUCCGCAACACGUUCUCUGUCAUCCAUGGUGCCGACCGUUCUACCUCCCGAAGAAGAUUUCGCUUACAACGCCCUAGUCGACGCCUAUUCCCGACUAGGCAUUCAAUCAGCCAUGUUCGGCCAGAUGCCUUCACACAUGUAUCUUGUAACAACAGACCCGCAAACUGCCAGUCUCCCUUCUACAUUCACCUCCCUCCUAGAGGCAAGACGCAGCCUAGACGACCUCUUGAACAGAGUCCAAUGCCUAAAAAGCCAUUACCACGACCACCACGUAUCCCAGACCCCAACCAGCAACCAACAAAUGCUCAAUACACAAAGCAGAAUCCUCGCAGACCUAUCCCUCUGGCGAAAAACAUACACCGUCUCAGUCGCGCACCUCGAAACCAACAAAAUAUCAGAAAAAGACCAAACCGGCUACCUCCUCCUACGGGUGCACCACGAAAUGGCCACAAUAAUGGCUUCAGUCUGCCUCUUGCCAGACGAAACGGAAUCCGAGCUGAUAUUCGACGGCUUCGUCGAGAGCUUCAUCCGAAUAAUGGCCGGCUUCCUCGAUGUUUGGAAAAGCUGGUCAGCAACAGCAUUCCACGGAAAUGAUCCCUCUAAGAUAGCCAGCGCAUGCGACGAGCUGAAAGCCACCUUCCAUGACUUCAAGGUGUCCGGCAUGAACACGAUCCUAGAAGCUUCUCUGCUAGAGCUUCUUGAAAAGUCCUCCAUAGUCAACCACUAUACGCAGACACUGGGCUAUACUAGGAACGAAUUCACCGUUGAGAUGGGGUACAUCCCACCUGUAUAUUACACGGCUAUCAAGUGCCGUGUUCCGCGGAUCCGGCGACAGGCUGUGAGGGCGUUAAGGGCUGCGCCGCAUCGGGAGGGGCUGUGGAAUGGUUCGCUUUUGGCGGAUGUUGUGGAGGAGAUCAUUAGGGUUGAAGAGGGGGAUUUUUAUGCUGGUGAUGUCUGCGUCAAUUCGUCUUUUGGGUAUAUUGUGCCUCGGAAUGAGGAUUUGCUUGUGCCGAAGGUGCCGGCCGAGGCGAGGGUCUCGGAUGUUAGGGUUCUUCUGCCGGAUGAUGCUGGGGGGCAUACUUAUGUUACGUAUCGGAGGAGGAUUGGGGGUGAGUGGGUGACUUUUAAGCAGAAGAUUGGUACGUAG
Messenger RNA from Penicillium hordei, 1770 nucleotides. Its product is annotated as Zn(II)2Cys6 transcription factor domain-containing protein. The transcript is spliced from 2 exons. The coding region runs from base 1 to 1770 and encodes 589 amino acids. Gene Ontology annotation, biological process: regulation of DNA-templated transcription. NCBI's taxonomy places the organism in Eukaryota, Fungi, Ascomycota, Eurotiomycetes, Eurotiales, Aspergillaceae. Gene Ontology annotation, molecular function: DNA-binding transcription factor activity, RNA polymerase II-specific; zinc ion binding. The record is from RefSeq and is a predicted model, not a curated record.